AGUCAUCCUCGUACCAGCUGACGAUUGUGUACGCCUCUGACCAAAAAUUGACAAGAACAAAUACCUAUAUAAACAUAUUUCACUUCAUCUUAUUUAUUCCCUUCGUUAUAAUAAAAGCAGGUUUUAAAAGCCUUAAAUAAUUCUCGUGACCUUUAUAUCAUCAGCAUUUUACGAAUUAUAUCAGCCUUAUGAAAUGAGUCUGCACCUGCGCCUGUUUCUGUAUCUGAUGACUUGGCCAUGAUCCAGUUCGAAACACUCCCUUUUCUAUCUAGUAUCUCUCUGAUUUCUGGUCCGUGACGAUGGGACCCCUCACCAGGAUCUCCCUGGUCAUUCUCGCCAUUUCUUUCAUGGUCUUUGUCGCAUUUUUCGGUAGGCUGCCGGCUUUGAGGCAUACUCCAAUAACCUGGUUGCACCGCGCGAUAUGGGUGUAUAUACCAAAUACCGUUUUGAGCCUUGAUCAGCGGCUCACCUCAGGCCGCCUCACUACGGCACUGGGUAGAUUUGGCACGUAUGUCAUGUACGACAGGCAUCCCACGGUGCUCAUCUUCUUCCUGUUGCUGCUGUUCGUGGGUGAGUUUAUGUACUUACCAGGGGUGUGGCCGCGAUUGAACUUCUUGCAUAAGACCUUGGGCAGCAUAUUUAUUAUCUUGCCCUACCUGUUCUUAUACCUCUCCGCGGCUGGCGACCCGGGGGUCAUCACCCCCGCCAACCACUCCCGUUACAUGUCGCAUUAUCCGUACGACUUCGCGCUCUUCCGUCCGGGCCAGACGUGCCGCACGUGCGAUCUGCUGAAGCCCGCGCGCUCGAAGCACUGUUCCGUCUGCAAGCGCUGCGUUCACAAGAUGGACCACCACUGCGUCUUCAUCAACAACUGCGUCGGCUACGGCAACCAGCAUUACUUUAUACUUCUGCUCCUUUCGACCGCCAUUUUAACGCUGUACGGCGGCGUGCUUGGCCUCGGAGUAAUCGCCGACGCGGCCCGUACGCGUAACGCGUCGUUCGUGCUGUUUCCGAAACCCUCCACGUGGUCUUGGCACCAGUACCUGAUGGUUCUGACAACGGGCAUUCAGGAUGACGUAGGCGUAGGAUCCGUGACUCUAUUAGCGCUGAUGACAACGCCCCUGGUGUGGGGUCUCCUUGGAUACCACGUCUACCUUAUUUACUGCGGCACGACUACUAACGAGAGCAUGAAAUGGCAAGACUGGCAAAUGGAGAUGGACGAUGGGUGCGCAUUCAAGCGCUCCCUGCCCCCCGGCCGGAUUAAGAAUCUGCGUUACGAAGCAGCCUGGACACGAUGGCCCGUCGAUGCAGUUCAAGUGAUCGUCCGCACCGAGGACGGCACGCCACCGGAUCCGAAUAUACCUCCGGGUGUCGGCGAGUGGGAACGCGUAUGGCGCCUGCGGGAUGUUGAGAACUUAUACGACCUUGGUUUUCGGGAUAAUCUAGUUGACGUCUUCGUUCCCAAUCACUCGUUUCGACGAGGGGAUAUCUCGGAGACAGAUCUGGAGAGGGGAAAGAGACGGACGAGGAAACCGCCCAAGGCUUCUCGAGCAUCGAAUUUGGUAGCUGCUGCUACUUAACUACCUAACCUAACCAAACCUAUUCAUAUUGAUACAAUGUAAAAUCUAGUUGAAUGCAAUCAACAAUUGUGUUGAGUAUACAAGUAUAUCCUUGGAUAUAUGUAUACACGUGGCCAUAAGAAUACAU
This is a messenger RNA of Daldinia caldariorum, 1707 nucleotides long. Its product is annotated as zf-DHHC-domain-containing protein. Gene Ontology annotation, cellular component: endoplasmic reticulum; Golgi apparatus. The coding region runs from base 300 to 1580 and encodes 426 amino acids. The record is from RefSeq and is a predicted model, not a curated record. NCBI's taxonomy places the organism in Eukaryota, Fungi, Ascomycota, Sordariomycetes, Xylariales, Hypoxylaceae. Gene Ontology annotation, biological process: protein targeting to membrane; peptidyl-L-cysteine S-palmitoylation. The transcript is spliced from 2 exons. Gene Ontology annotation, molecular function: protein-cysteine S-palmitoyltransferase activity.